GAUGUCGCCCUUUCAUGAUAAGCAAAAUUCUGAAAUCUAUUUUUUAACAUUUUAGUAUAAAAAUAAUUGCGAACAAGCAAAGUUAAACGUAAAUAAUCGUCAUAAUUUCAAAGUUUAAUUGUUGCAAAAGCGGAAAUGAGUGAAUAUAACAAUGAAAAAUAUCCGAUAGGAUCUUUGAAGCCAAAAGCCGAGACUGGUGUUUUAAGUUUCCUUGCAAAAUUUCCUAAUUUUGAUGGAGAUGAUGUUACAAUAGCAAUUUUGGAUUCUGGAGUUGAUCCCAAUGCUUCAGGACUUACUUUUUUGCCAAAUGGAACACGUAAAGUCAUUGAACGUUUUGAUUGUUCGGGAUGUGGCGACGUCAAUAUGGCUACAGUUGUUCAAUCAACAUCUGAAACAAUCGUAGGAUUAUCAGGAAGAUCCUUGAAACUAUCAAAUUUCAUGUUGAAAAACAAUCCAACGGGUGAAUAUCGUCUUGGAUUGAAGGAUCUGAUGGGACUUUAUCCAUCUCGACUUCGUGACAAAAUUUUAGCCGAUACCAAGCUGAAAACGUUCGAUGAACAUAACAAAAAAUGUCUCGCCGAAGUUGCAAGAGACAUAACUGAAUUUGAGAAGAAAAAUCCAAGUCUAAAUAAUCUUUGUUUAAAAGACAAACUUGUGAAAGAGAACUACGAUGCUUUAACAGAAUUUCUCAACAAUUGUGAUAAGAAGUUCGCCGAUAUGAAGACAACAUUCGAUUGUGUUCUAUUUAAAUCAAAAGACGGAUCGUGGAUCUGCAUCAUUGACACAACAGAAGAAGGAAAUCUUGCUGCUGCUGUCAUGAUAAGAGAAUAUUCAACAACUUAUGACAUGGCGAAAAUUGAUGAUUAUCUAACAGUCUCAAUGAACGUCCAUGAUGAAGGGAAAACUCUUGAAAUUGUUGGAAUGUGCACGUCUCAUGGAACUCACGUUGCUUCAAUUGCAAGUGGCUACGAUUCACAAAACGAAGAACUUAAUGGCGUCGCUCCAGGUGCUAAGAUUGUUUCUCUUACAGUCGGUGACGGUCGACUAGGAUCGAUGGAAACUGGCACGAGUCUCAUCAGAGCAAUCAUCAAAGUCAUGGAAUUAUGCGACGCUGGAACUAAAAUUGACGUCAUUAACAUGUCUUACGGUGAACACGCUUGUUGGUCAAACUCUGGAAGAAUCGGCGACUUAAUGGCUGAACUUGUCAAUCGAUAUGGCGUUGUUUGGGUUGCUUCGGCUGGUAAUCAUGGACCUGCUUUAAGCACAAUUGGAACGCCGCCUGAUAUUUCCACUGACUCUUGUGUUGGUGUCGGCGCUUAUGUGUCACCAGAAAUGAUGGAAGCAGAAUACGCACUGCGUCAGAAAUUGCCAGCGAAUGUUUACACUUGGACGUCUCGCGAUCCAUGCAUCGAUGGUGGAAGUGGCGUGACAAUCUGUUCUCCAGGUGCCGCCAUUGCGAGUGUCCCUGAAUACACACAUUCAAAGGCUCAACUUAUGAACGGCACAAGCAUGAGUGCACCUCAUGUUGCUGGCGCAAUUUCACUUCUUAUUUCCGGUCUGAAGCAACUUCACAUCACUUACACACCUUUCAGCAUCAAGAGGGCGAUUUGGAACACUGCAACGCAUUUAUCUUAUGUCGAUCAAUUUGCUCAAGGAAAUGGCUUGCUGAAUGUUGAACGAUGCUUCGAAUAUUUGAAAACUUAUCAAAACGAGAUGGAAAAUCAAAUGAGAUUUGCUAUCAACGUUGGUAAUGGUGCUAAAGGCAUUCACAUGCGUAAUGGUCAAUUGAACAAAGCGGAAGAGUUCAAUGUCAGUGUUGAGCCGUUGAUGUUUAACGAAAAAUAUGCCAAAUCAUCUGAUAAAAUAAAUUUCAACUUACGCUUAGCGCUUGUUCCGUCCCAUCCUUGGAUUGAAGUUGGAAAAUUCUUUGAUUUGUGUUACUCGUCAAGAAGCUUCAUUGUUAAAGUGGAUCCAACAAAUCUUCAGCCGGGGGUUUAUCGUGGUCGUGUUCGUGCAUUUGACACAGCAAUUGGAAUAGAGAAAGGUUCAAUUUUUGAAGUGCCAAUAACUGUUGUGCAACCGCAUGUGAUUUUGAAUCCUCGUUACGAAUUUCAACCGGAACCUUCGACAAUCUUUUGCAAACCAAACACAAUCAUUCGUGAAUUUAUUGUCGUUCCAUCAAAUGCAACUUUCGGUGUUCUUGAAAUGGUCUCAGCUGACACAAAGGAUAAAAUUGGGGGAAAGUUUUUAGUUCACACAAUGCAAAUUAUUGAUCAACGUUAUUGCAAGUUUAUGGAGACAGCAAAAGUUCUUCCAGUCACAAGUGAGAGUCCAACAUUUCAUCCUUUUAAAUGUGUCGGUGACAGUAUUGUUGAAAUUUGUAUUGCCAAAUAUUGGUCGAACUUUGGUGAAGUUCAGCUUCAAUUUAAAGUGAAAUUUCAUGGGUUUAAAUCAAACAAUGCUCAUGUGAUGCAUGCAGCGAAUGGAAUUCAUCGUAUUGAUGUCACUUCAUUACUAGCGGAAGAAUGUCAGCCAUCAAUCUCAUUGAAACAUUCAGUGGUUGUAUUGAAGCCGGUUGAAUCGAAGAUUUCCGCACUUACAAAACGUGACGUGAUUCCAAAUCAACGUCAAAUCUUUCAAAAUGUUUUAACUUACAAUCUACAUUUAACAAAGGGACAAGAAUUGUCCCUUCAUGCGCCUUUGUUCAGCAGUAUUCUUUAUGAAUCAGAAUUUGAAUCGCAAUUCUGGAUGAUUUUCGAUAGCAAUAAAAUGUUGAUGCAAUCAGGUGACGCAUAUUCGUCAAGUUGCUUCUUUAAGUUGGAUAAAGGCGACUACGUUGUGAAGUUGCAAGUUCGUCAUGAGAAGAAAGAUUUAUUGGAGAAGGUAAAUGAAGCUGUGAUGUUAGCGUCGUUCAAGCUUUCAACGUCAUUGUCAUUGGAUGUUUAUAAAUCAUUCAACAAUGCAAUUGUUGCGAAUAAUAAGAAAAUUACUUCGUUGUCAAUGACGGGAGCAACAACGAAAGCAAUUUACAUUGCGCCGUUGUCAAGUGAGAAGUUGACGAAGAAUAUUGUGCCACAAUCUUCAUGGUUUGAUGGACAAAUCACGUUCGCUAAGGAUGAGUUGGGGAAGAAAGUUGACACGCAUAGUUUUCAGUAUAUUGUGGUUGAAGGUCCGGCGGUUAAGAAGCCUUCAAACGGAUCUCCACCGAAAGAAAUUAAACCGAAGAUGGAAGAAUAUAAAGAAGGAAUUCGUGAUCUGCAAGUUCAAACAAUUGCAAAGUUGGAUGCUGAAGAAGGCGAUAAUCUUUAUAAAGAAGUUUUAUUGGCAAAUCCAGGCUUUUGUGGAGCUCAUUUAGCGAUGGUACAAAACAUCGAGACAUUAAUGGGAGCAGCUGAAUUGAAGAAUCAAUUGCCAUUCACAUUUGUGAAGCAAAUUAAGGAUGUUGAUGUUGAUGACAUGAAAAUGAAGCUUGAGAAGAUUGUUUCACUUGCUACACUUGUCAUUGAUGGAAUAAGUCAGGAAAGUCUCUUAGCGUAUUAUGGAAUGAAAAGUGAUGUUCGACCAGAUUCUGCAAAGAUUAAACAACAAAUGGAUAAGCAGAAGCAACAAAUUUUGGAAGCUUUUGUGAAGAAAGCAACAGCGAUGGGAAAACUUUUAGCAAUUCAAAAUGUUAAGAAUAUUUCUGCUGAACAGCCAACGAGUGAUGAUUUGGACAAUCUCUUAAUCGAGAUGGGAAAGUUUAUUGACUUUAAUGAUAUUAAAUAUUUGAUGCUUCCAAUAUGGCAUUCGUUUACACGAAAUCAUCAUGGAAGAUUGAUUAAAUAUUUGCAGAAGCUUUAUGAAGAUAAAUUGCAACGUGAGUAUUUAGAAGAGAUGAUUGCUGUCGUGGAGGAAAACAAAUGGGAUCAUAUAAGAAUUCUUCUGAAGCGUUUGGUUGUUACAGCUAAUCCACAAAGUUAUCGAGUGUUUUAAGCUAUUAAAGCUGUUAUACUUCCUUCUGAACUUUACAUAAGAGUGAAUUUAUAAAAAAAAACCCCAACUAAUCUUGAAUUAUUAAAUAUGAAAUAGAAUAAUGUAAAGUUUAGAUGAUAAUUUUGUUUACUCUUCAUAUUGUGUAAUUUUCAUUUUUAAAUAUUUCGAAAGCACUUUAAAACUAAUAAAUAGGAUGAAAUCUUUAAACACUAUCCUUUAAUUUUGUAAGAAAAUGUUAAUUUUUGUUAUUGAAGUUCAAAGUGAAUAAAAUUCAUAUUUGCCGCA
Clunio marinus is the source of this 4257-nucleotide messenger RNA. The record is from the annotation of a GenBank genome assembly. NCBI's taxonomy places the organism in Eukaryota, Metazoa, Arthropoda, Insecta, Diptera, Chironomidae.